Messenger RNA from Pseudophryne corroboree (corroboree frog), 5224 nucleotides. It is a transcript of the gene DQX1, whose product is annotated as DEAQ-box RNA dependent ATPase 1. NCBI's taxonomy places the organism in Eukaryota, Metazoa, Chordata, Amphibia, Anura, Myobatrachidae. Gene Ontology annotation, cellular component: intracellular anatomical structure; spliceosomal complex. Gene Ontology annotation, molecular function: RNA binding; helicase activity. Bases 141 to 2537 code for a protein of 798 amino acids. The record is from RefSeq and is a predicted model, not a curated record. The transcript is spliced from 12 exons.
UCCGCGCCAGCAGCAAUCUGGGCGGAAGUGACAUCGGGUGAGGGCGGAAGUUACUCCAAGUGAGGGCGGAAUUGUUUGGAAGCUCUACUGACAGGCAGCAAAAGGGUUGUAGUGGUUACGUAGAAUCCAUCACAGAGGGAAUGGAGUCGUUAGGCUGUUCCGAUGAUUGGCAGCAGGAAGAUGGUGAAGAGGACCAUAUUCUCCUGCAAGACGGAGAGGAGGACCAUAUUCUCCUGCAAGACGGAGAGGAGGACCAUAUUCUCCUGCAAGAUGGAGAGGAGGACCAUAUUCUCCUGCAAGACGGAGAGGAGGACCACAUUCUCAUGCAAGAUGGAGAGGAGGACCACAUUCUCCUGCAAGAUGGAGAGGAGGACCAUAUUCACCUGCAAGAUGGAGAGGAGGACCAUAUUCUCCUGCAAGAUGGUGAAGAGGACUCAGGAGACCUGGAGCAAAAUCCGUUUGAUGGACUGCCAUUUUCCUCUCGGUAUUACCAGCUCUUUGCCAAACGCCGUACAUUGCCUAUUUGGGCUGUAAAAUACCAGUUCAUGGAGAGCCUUCAAACCAGUAACAUUGUGCUUCUGUGUGGAGAGCCUGGAUCCGGCAAAAGUACACAGGUCCCCCAGUGGUGCGCAGAGUUUACGCUUUCCCAGGGGUACAGCGAGGGCUCCGUCAUCUGCUCCCAGCCUUAUGCUGCAGCGGCCUUCAGUUUAGCUCUCAGAGUGGCGGAUGAGAUGGACCUGAACUUGGGUCAUGAAAUUGGAUUUUCAGUCCCACAUGAGGACUGUACCUCCGCUGGUACUAUACUAAGAUUCUGCUGGGACUCUCUUCUUCUCCAAGAAACCACCUCUAACCCACUGAUGCAGACUGCUGGUGUGGUUAUUUUGGAUGAGGUAGAUGAACGUACGGUGGCCACUGACCUUCUCUUGAGCCUCUUGAAGGACGUCACUCAGCAGAGACCUGCUCUACGAUUGGUGGUGAUGACAUCACCAGGACUGCAGCAACGUCUGGUUGACUUUUUAGGGACAAGUGCCUCCGUUGUCAGGGUUCCAGCCCAGGAACAGAUGCCAAGUGUUGUCUAUCGGCCUUCACACUCUCAAGACCAUGUCAUUACUGCGUGUCACAUGGUUCUGGAUAUUCACCGCAGAAAUGAGCCAGGAGAUGUUUUGGUGUUCCUGGCCAGUGAAGAGGAGGUACAGCGGUGCUCCAAAGCACUUUCAACAGAAUCGGUAUCUCUGAGUCCUAGUUUGGGGUCCCUGUUGCCUAUGACUCUCUUACCCGGUGAUGGAAUUUCUAUGCAGUCUGUCUAUGAGGACUCACACAGUGCGUCCGAUUAUGAGCGCCAUGUUUAUCUUUCAUUCUCUCUAGCAGAAUUGUCCUUCUCUCUUCCGGGAAUACGAUAUGUCAUUGACACUGGAAGUGAAUUACGAUCUGUGUACAAUCCUCGGAUUCGUGCAGAUUCUCAGGUGUAUCGGAGAAUAAGUAAAACACGUGCGGAGAUUCGCAGGAUGAGAGCGCAGGAUCAGCAUGGGAUUUGCUACCGCCUCUACUCGGACAGCGCGUAUGAGUCAGAGAUGACGGAGUUCUCCCCCCCGGGAAUCCUGCAGGAGAAUCUGAGCCGCAUGGUCCUCUUGCUGAAGCGGCUGGACAUCGCAGACCUCGGACAGUGGGAUUUUUUGGACAGACCAGCCCCUGAGACUCUCAUGCAGGCUCUGGAGGACCUGGACUACCUUGCAGCUCUGGACGAUGAUGGAAAUCUUUCAGAGGUUGGAAUAGUCAUGUCGGAGUUUUCAUUGGAUCCGCAAAUCUCAAAGACUCUCAUAGCUGCCUGCGAGUUUCAGUGUGUCUCCGAAAUGCUAACACUGGCGGCCAUGCUGACCGUUGCCCCUUGCUGCUUCCUGCCGCCUCCACAUAGUGAGUCUGUGCUCAGCGCUCGUCGUGAUCUGCAGGUUCCUGAAGGCGAUCACAUGACCCUGAUUAAUGUCUACAAUCACUACAAAGAAGAGGGUGACAGCUGGUGUGCCCAUUUUGCAGUAUGCCCGCGGGCUCUGCACCAGGCUGAUAUGCUCCGUGCAGAACUGACCGAUAUCAUGCAGAGGAUCGAGCUCCCAAUCUCUGCUCCGGCUUUCCCUGACGAGGACUGCAUGCUGAACAUCACAAAGGCGCUGUUAUCCGGAGGUUUCCUGAAGGUGGCCCGUGAUGUGGAUGGGCAAGGGAAUUACGUGAUGCUGACACACAAACACGUGGCUAAUCUACAUCCCUCAUCCGUGUACUAUGGCCACGCCUCUCCUCCCGCCUGGGUGUUAUACCAUGACUUCAGCAUCUCUCAGGACAACUGUAUCAGUGUCGCUACAGAGAUCCUGCCUGACAUGUUGUUGGAGUUUGCACCUCAGUAUUACCUGAGUAACCUCCCUGCGAGUGAGAGCCGGGAUCUUCUUAUGGAACUGCGGGAGACGCUUCAGGACCAUGAGACGUUCCUGGAGGAGGAAGAUGAUCCUGUGAGGGAGGAAGAUGGGAAGGACUCUUGCUGCGUGCAGUGAGGAAGACGUGUGCACUUUAUAUAGUUACUGAGCCAAGGCGGGAGCAGCCGCCUCCAGCACCAUAGUUGCUCUCAGGAGUAAGGACCAGUCCUGACGUAAUCCUGCCAAUAACCGCCUGAGAUUACAGCGGGGUCUAUAUGUAGCUUAGUGUGUAAGGUGUCCCUACAUUUUUGUCUGUCCUAGCACGUCAUCUGAUGGUACAUGCUGAGGAGAUAGACUAUGAAAGAUGGACGUUGCGACUUUUAUGACACGGUAUUUAUAGUUUUUAUACACAGAGAGCAUUUUUUCGUUACUGUUUUUACACUUUUCAUUUUUAUUUAGAAAUGUCACCUGCUGAGCCUGAAAUUGCCCUGACAGCCGUACGCGUGGGUGACCCACCUAAUGAACGAGUGGACUUUGUCUGUGUCUGAUAUAAUGUUUCCCGCACCUUUGCGUGCUGCAGAGAGGUGCUUACUUGAACUGCAUCACUACCUCCAUUCUCUUUCCAGAUAACACAGUCAGGUGCUUAUGUAUCUUCUUUUCCCUAUGGCCUGAUGGAGGCUUUGGUGGCUUAUAUGUAGGAGGCGAUAGCCAGUGACCAGGGUCUGAUGGAGGUUUGGUGGCUUAUAUGUAAGAGGGCCUGGUGGAGGUUUGGGUGGCUUAUAUGUAAGAGGGCCUGGUAAAGGUUUGGGUGGCUUAUAUGUAAGAGGGCCUGGUGGAGGUUUGGGUGGCUUAUAUGUAAGAGGGCCUGAUGGAGGCUUUGGUGGUUUAUAUGUAACAGGCGAUAGCCAGUGACCAGGGUCUGAUGGAGGUUUGGCUGUUUUAUAUGUAAGAGGGCCUGAUGGAGGUUUGGGUGGCUUUUAUGUAACAGUUGAUAGCCAGUGACCGGGGUCUGAUGGAGGUUUGGAUGGCCUAUAUUUAGGAAGCAUUGGCCAGUGACUGGGGUCUGAUGGAGGUUUGGAUGGCCUAUAUUUAGGAAGCAUUAGCCAGUGACCGGGGUCUGAAAGAGGUUUGGAUGGCCUAUAUUUAGGAAGCAUUAGCCAGUGACCGAGUCUGAUGGAGGUUUGGAUGGCCUAUAUUUAGGAGGGAUUAGCCAGUGAACGGGGUCUGAUGGAGGUUUGGAUGGCCUAUAUUUAGGAGACAUUAGCCAGUGACUGGGGUCUGAUGGAGGUUUGGAUGGCCUAUAUUUAGGAAGCAUUAGCCAGUGAACGGGGUCUGAUGGAGGUUUGGAUGGCCUAUAUUUAGGAAGCAUUGGCCAGUGACCGGGGUCUGAUGGAGGUUUGGAUGGCCUAUAUUUAGGAAGCAUUUGCCAGUGACCGGGGUCUGAUGGAGGUUUGGAUGGCUUAUAUUUAGGAAGCAUUAGCCAGUGACUGGGGUCUGAUGGAGGUUUGGAUGGCCUAUAUUUAGGAAGCAUUAGCCAGUGUCCGGGGUCUGAAUGAGGUUUGGAUGGCCUAUAUUUAGGAGGCAUUAGCCAGUAACUGAUGUCUGAUGGAGGUUUGAAUGGCCUAUAUUUAGGAGACACUAGCCAGUGAACGGGGUCUGAAUCAGGUUUGGAUGGCCUAUAUUUAGGAAGCAUUAGCCAGUGACCGGGGUCUGAAUGAGGUUUGGAUGGCCUAUAUUUAGGAGGCAUUAGCCAGUGACUGGGGUCUGAUGGAGGUUUGGAUGGCCUAUAUUUAGGAGGCAUUAGCCAGUGACUGGGAUCUGAUGGAGGUUUGGAUGGCCUAUAUUUAGGAAGCAUUAGCCAGUGACCGGGGUCUGAAAGAGGUUUGGAUGGCUUAUAUUUAGGAAGCAUUAGCCAGUGACUGGGGUCUGAUGGAGGUUUGGAUGGCCUAUAUUUAGGAGGCAUUAGCCAGUGACUGGGGUCUGAUGGAGGUUUGGAUGGCCUAUAUUUAGGAGGCAUUAGCCAGUGACUGGGAUCUGAUGGAGGUUUGGAUGGCCUAUAUUUAGGAGGCAUUAGCCAGUGACCGGGGUCUGAAAGAGGUUUGGAUGGCUUAUAUUUAGGAAGCAUUAGCCAGUGACUGGGGUCUGAUGGAGGUUUGGAUGGCCUAUAUUUAGGAGGCAUUAGCCAGUGACUGGGAUCUGAUGGAGGUUUGGAUGGCCUAUAUUUAGGAGGCAUUAGCCAGUGACUGGGAUCUGAUGGAGGUUUGGAUGGCCUAUAUUUAGGAGGCAUUAGCCAGUGACCGGGGUCUGAAAGAGGUUUGGAUGGCUUAUAUUUAGGAAGCAUUAGCCAGUGACUGGGGUCUGAUGGAGGUUUGGAUGGCCUAUAUUUAGGAGGCAUUAGCCAGUGACUGGGAUCUGAUGGAGGUUUGGAUGGCCUAUAUUUAGGAGGCAUUAGCCAGUGACCGGGGUCUGAUGGAGGUGUGGGUUGCCUACAGUAUAUGAAGAAGGAUAAUAGCUGUAUACACAGGACAUGGCAGCACAUGCGGAUAAUAUACCAGCAUCUGAUCCUGCUGAUUACUGUAUAUAGUUCUGUGCUCUGUGUAGAGAUUUUUGUCAGGGACAUCAUAUAAUUGUGGUCUGUACAUGAUCCAGGGAUCCUGAUAAUGGACUUUGUGCAAUGAAUUCUGUACACUAAUGUUGCUGCUUAUUAUGAAUUGUGUCCAAAUUUCUGGCUUUUUUGCCAAAAUAAUAUUUAUCACUACACGUAUCUGUGUAGAGUCUGCAUGUGGUGUCUCCAAAUAUCACAAUAAACCUUAUGAUUAAUUUCA